CCGGGAGCACUGCCAAGGCUCUCCGCCCUCUCCUGGCUCCGCCGCUGCUGCCGCGAUCGCUGCCCCGAGCUCCGCGAGCAUGGAGGUGCAGCUGGGGGUCGGUCGCGUCUACCCGCGACCGGCGGGCAGGACCUUCCGCGGGGCUUUUCAGAGCUUUUUCCAGAGCGUCUGCGACGCUUUCCAGCCGCCGCUAGACGAACCGGGCCCCGGGCAGCCGCCGCUAAGCGCGCCCUGCCCGCCGAGUCCCCGGCCGCCGCCGGAGUCCCCCGCCUGCCUGCCGCCCCCGCCGGGCUGCCUGCCGCCCCCCGAGCCCCGCGCCGUCGGUAAGGCGCUGCCGGCCGCCGGCCCCGCCAUGGGCUCGUCCUUCCCAUGCGCCGGAGAGCUGAGGGAGCUGCUGGGCGAGGCGGGAGCGAUGCCGCUGCUGCCGCCGCCCGAGACCGAACCGGCGGACAAAGAAGACGCUCUGGGCGACAGUGCCCGGCAGUUGAGCCGCGCCGUGUCCGCCUCCAUGGGGCUGGCGCUGGAGGCUCUGGAGACCCCGGCCGAGCCGCUGCCCCGAGAGGACUGCAUGUUCGCCGUGCCCACCGGGCCGCCCCGCGCCCCGCGGCCGCCCGCCCGCGAUCCCUCGCCCGCCUUCGAGGCCGCCCUGGCCGCAGAGCCGCCCGCCGGGCCGGGGCUGCCCCGCGGCUUCGGCCGCGUCAAGCUGGAGAGCGCGGCGGGGCCGGCCGCGGGCUGCGGCUGGGGCGGCCCGUGUCGCUUCGGGGCCGAGCUGGUCCCGCCGGGCCCCGCGCCCCCCUGGCCCACCUUCUUCGCCGAGGAGGGACAGCUCUACGGGCCGUGCCCCGAGCCGCCCGCCGGGCCUCCCGAGUGCCCUGCUGAUGCCUGGUACCCACCGGGCCGGGCGCCUUUCGCCGCCCCCGCCCCCGGCAUCAAGAGCGAGCUGGAGCCCUGGGUCGAAGGCUACGCCGGCGCUUACGGCGACCUCCGGUUGGAGGCUGGCCAUGACCAUGUCCUGCCCAUUGAUUAUUACUUCCCACCUCAGAAGACGUGUCUGAUCUGUGGAGAUGAAGCAUCUGGGUGCCAUUACGGAGCCCUCACAUGUGGGAGCUGCAAAGUGUUCUUCAAACGGGCAGCUGAAGGUAAACAGAAGUACCUCUGCGCCAGCCGCAAUGACUGCACCAUCGACAAGUUCCGAAGGAAAAACUGUCCCUCCUGCCGCCUGCGGAAGUGCUACGAGGCCGGGAUGACUCUCGGAGCCCGCAAGCUGAAGAAGCUGGGUAACCUGAAGGCACAGGACGAUGUGGAGGGAGCCAGCUCAUCCAGCCCCACGGAGGAGCAAGCUCCCAAGCUGGUGAUGACACGCAUUGAUGGCUACGAGUGCCAGCCCAUCUUCCUCAACGUCCUGGAGGCCAUCGAGCCCGGCGUGGUGUGUGCUGGCCACGACAACAGCCAGCCUGACUCCUUCUCCAACCUGCUGACCAGCCUGAAUGAGCUUGGGGAGCGGCAGCUGGUCUACGUGGUUAAAUGGGCAAAGGCCCUGCCAGGAUUUCGCAAUCUGCAUGUGGACGACCAGAUGUCAAUAAUCCAGUACUCGUGGAUGGGCCUGAUGGUGUUUGCUAUGGGGUGGAGAUCCUUCACCAAUGUCAAUUCCAGGAUGCUUUACUUUGCUCCAGACCUGGUCUUCAAUGAGUACCGCAUGCACAAAUCCAGGAUGUACAGCCAGUGCAUCAGGAUGCGGCACCUCUCCCAGGAAUUUGGGUGGCUUCAGAUCACACCCCAGGAGUUCCUCUGUAUGAAGGCUCUCCUGUUCUUCAGUAUUAUUCCAGUGGAUGGCCUGAAGAACCAGAAGCUCUUCGAUGAGCUCCGCAUGAAUUACAUUAAGGAACUUGACCGUAUCAUUGCUUGCAAGAGGAAGAACCCCACCUCCUGCUCCCGGAGGUUUUACCAGCUCACCAAGGUCCUGGACUCCGUGCAUCCGAUUGCCAGGGACCUGCAUCAGUUUACAUUCGAUCUCCUAAUCAAGGCACACAUGGUGAGCGUGGACUACCCGGAAAUGAUGGCCGAGAUCAUCUCUGUGCAGGUUCCCAAGAUCCUGUCUGGAAAAGUCAAGCCUAUCUACUUCCACGCACAGUGAUCUUUCAGAGGGACCCCCGUGCUGCCACCCCCAUUCCAGCCAUCUCCUGCCUGUUAUUUCUGCACUACUGUCCUGCAGUGCCUUGGGGAAUCCCUCUGCGGUGGUGGCCAAGGGGACGGGCAGUGACAGAGCUGCUGGGAUUCCUGAGAUAACUAUUUUCCCGAGGUACCUCUGAACUGAACCCCUGGCGCUGGCCUCUGCCUGGCUCCAGCUGCUCAUGGUGCUGGAUGGGGGCAGUGGCACCAUGUCUGAGUGUUCUCCUCUGUUUGUCACUGUGACUCCAGCAGCCCAGGGCCACGGGACAACAGGAGGAGUGCCAGCAAUUGGUGGGUUUGGGGUGAUUUUUAUAAAAAGAACACAACACAAAGCAGGUUGCAGCUCCACAUUUGGGUGUGGGUUAUGUUGCCAGCCUCCAUCUGGACGUUUUGUUUGCAUUAUGCUAUUGGGAAGCAGAUAAGUUCAAACAUUGCAGAAGAGAAGCAGAGCAGAGCUGGGGGACAAGGCAAAUUUGUGGCUGGGGAGUUCACGGGCCCUGCAGCCCCUGUGGGAUCUGCUCCAGUCAGCUCGGCCCUGGGACCUGCCUGUGCUGCCGAGACAUGAGCGAUGGAGCAGACAGGCUGCAGUGGAAGGCCUGCCAAGGAAGAUCACACUGGAAAUCUCCCAGUGGCAGUUCUCCACCUGGAAAUGUUUUUCCUCUGGCCUGUCCAGCUGGGUCUUGGUCUGCCCCGCAGACCCCCGGGUGCUCAGCAGUCCAUUCCUGUCCUCGCCAGCUGCUGCUCCCUGACAAAGCUGAACCCACCUCUGAAAGUGCCUGAUGCCCUCGGACCUCACACCUUCCUGGCUCCCCCAGGCACCUGCAGCCCCUGCCCCCACACCUGCUCUGCUCCUGUCGUGGCUCUGCAGACCUGGGAUUCCAGCUAUGCUCUUUCCUUUCAUUUGUCCCAAAUAUUUUGUCCCAACUAUUUUUUCCAAUGCCAGCAGAUAAGUGUUCUGGAGUCAAGACCAAGGCCAGGGUCUGUGGGACCUGUGGGACCAUGGGACCCCUCUCUGAAUCCUGUCCAUGGGGAGGUGACAGUGGGAACUGGCUGGUGCCACCACGGUGCUUUGCGGGGCUGGAAUGGAAGCACCAAGGGAGCCCCUGCUCUUGGAAGCAGCACACACAACUCCUGCUGAUGGCAGCGGCUGAUUGCAGCCCAGAAGGACACCAGUUGGUGCUCUCACUGUCCCAUGGCCCUGUAUGCACCACACCAUCCCUUACACAUCAUCCCACACACGCCACCCCAUGUGCAUCGCCCCACACACCCAGCCUGUCUCCAGCAUACACACAGCGGCUGAGCCUACGUGCCCUGUGUUAUUUUAGUUCCCCGCUUCCUGCACAUCCUGAGUACUUCAAAACCACCUGCUCAGAUCCAGGCAGGCUGUCAGUGACGGCACACGCACGGGCUGGUACCAGGGUCACACGUACCAUCAUGGUCUGGCAUUACCAACCCAGACAUCUACAAGGGAUCCUAGUGCUGGCACAGACAGCAAACCCUGCGCCCUCCCAGGGCAGUGAUCCCACCCAGAGCCCUGUGCCCACCUGGAGCCCUGAUCCCACCCAGAGCCUGUGCCCACCCUGUACCCAGCUCUCCAGGAUAUGCCGUCAUGGUGCAGCUGCUCCUUUACAUACUUGGAGUAAAACAAACAAUUUUCCCGAUACUUUCCAUACUUUUGAUGGGAUUUUCAUUAUAUGAAGGAGUGGGGAAAAAGUCCCUGUUGAAGGGGAGGAUAUUUUUUUGAAGUGCUUUUCAUUCUUCUGCUAGAAAUGGCUCUGAUCCCUCUCCUCCUCCUGAAACCCUCUUAUGUAGGCAGCAACAGAAUCCAUAGGUGAACUUUCUGGCUGGUAGCCAGCAGGUUGCUGCUCUCAGAAGCUCCCACAUGCCAGGGGGCUGCUUGCAUUUUCAGUGCUGGUGUGAGCUACAGAUAUUUGCAAAUGAACUGGUAAAAAAUUCCAGCUGGUGCAUCCCUGUCUUCUGGAAAUUUCCCCGGCUCUUCACAGCAGAGCUCAGUGAGCAGAUGAGUGGUGAUUCCCAGUCCCUGUUAUCAUCUCAGGAUGACUCCAAGCAGUUGGAACAGCAAUUUGGGAUAGCUUUGUGCUUCACACAGGCUCGUGUAGGUGAAAGUUUUGUUGGUUAAUAAGUGUGGAAGUGUCCUGCUGGGUGCUCAUCUGCUGGAAGACUGGAAAGGGGCCAAACCUAACAGGGAUUUGCCCAUCCUCUUUUGCUGGUGGGAGCACCGUGUGAAUGAGAAGUGGGGGAGAGGGGAAAGGAUUCUGCCCAUGUGUCACCUGCCCCAGAUGUGUCACCUGGUGUGAAGCUGCUCUGGAUGGCGAGUGCUGAUUGGGGCAGGAGCUCACAGGGAGCACCCCCAGCCCAGAACAGAGGGGCAGUCUGGGGCAUUGAGGUCAUGUUCUCUGUCUUUUCAGCAUCACAGUAAACUUCUGCAACUUGUUCAUUCAAAAGUUGGGUUUCUACAAUAUAAUUACCAGGAAAUGUGGGAGCCAGGACUUGCAGCACCUGUAUGUGUAUUUGCUGGGGGUAUUAAUGCUGUUUCCAUGUGGAUUUUCAUGAGCUGCUGCGGGAACUGGGGAAGAAGAGGCUUUAAGAAAUACCAAAGUCCAGCUGCUGCCAUUUAUCUUUAUGCUUUUUAUUUUCUUCUGCGUUUUCUUGUCUACUUUUGCUUUAAUAAAGCAAGGAGAAUUUCACGGUGUUCAUAGUCCCGAAGAAGCUGUCCCUGAGGCUCUCCGUGGGCUGGCUGCGCCCUGGAGUGGGGAUCCCUUGGGUGUCACAGCUGAGAGCCAACAAUCUCCGUGUUCCCCUGUGGAUUCCCUGACUCUGCUCUGGCUCACCUCAGAGGUGUGGGGGCUUCUGAGCUGCCUCAGUCUGGGUUGUGGCUCAGCCCAUCCACUCCUGCCCAAGGCGGCAGAUGGAGGACGAGGGAUACAGAAGCUGGCAUCUCCCUGGAAGCAGUGUUUGUGGAUGGAUGGGCACCAUUCCAUAACAGAGGGUGUGGGAUAAAGGAUGCUGCCUUCAGUGAGGGCAGGAGGGAUGCUUCCUCAGCCCUGUGUCACACCAGCAGCAGUGAGACAGGUCAAAUGGUGCAAUGGCAUGCAACAUUCCCAGGGUAGGGAUCACCGACCUGUGCUCACCUGAGCCUGACAGGCUGCUGCCAGCACCCCCUGCCUCAGCAGGGAGCUCAGCUCAGCAGGAGAAGGAUCCAAGACAGCAGCUCUCUGCUUGGAGAGGCUGUGGUUGAGUCUGGAGAACCUGCAGCAUCCACAUGCCACUGCCAUAAUGUCCAAGAGACGCUUUGUGCUUGGCUGCGGGAACAGGGUGCUCGGUGAGGAGGUGAAACUGUGUCAGGGCCCUCCCUGUGGAACCACUCCUUGCUCUGGGCCGUGGGGUUGUUGCUGUGGUCUGUGGGGAAUGCUGAGGGGUACCUGAGGCGUUGCCUGCUUUCCAGCCAGCCCGAGAGCUGCUCCCACCAGCGGCCAGCCCUGCAGUCCCCAUGGUGUUCCCUCCCCUUGCUGAGCUCUCGCCCUGGAUGUUUCAAUAACAUGAUGUAUGCUAAAAUUAUCUAUCUCUAUAUAGAAUAAAGGCAUGGCCCAUUUUCUAUUGCUAAAGAUACCUAUUUAGUGACUUGCUCUAAGAGUCUUCUCUGGUCGCCCACUGCGGUAGUGGAUGCUUUGCAGGAGAUGAGUCAGAACGUGCCAAUUUAAUGGUGACUUUUCAUUAUUUUUCUGGCUGGGUGCUCCCCAGUUUACAAAGGUCUCCCCUUUUGUGGCAUGUACAGAGCACACGCUGGCAUAGGCUGGGGUCACUAUCAGCUUCUCCAGCUUUCCUGUGUCUUCUUGAGGUUAGACAAGGGACAGCGUUUGCGUUCGGGGAACAACGGAGUGUCCUUUGUUCCUUCCCUCUUUGACUUGCACAAAGUGUCCUCACAUAUUUGGGCAGAGUGCUGGGAUUACAGAGCGUGGCUGUGUUCUACCUGUUUGCAGGCCCAGGGCUGGCUGGGGGCAGACAGGGUGUCCUGGCCCCUUCGGGAGGGUCAGAGCCUCCCCUGCCCACUGGCGCCUGCUCCCUGCCCUCCUUCCCCUCAGCAGCAGAGGGACGCUGUGCUUGUGACUCGCCGAGUAAAGUCUCUGCACCCACAUAAACCCUUAGCAAGUGGAUAAAAGCUUCUCUCUGUGCCAGAUAUUUGGUGUUCCGUGGCAAUUUUAUGCUGUUUCUCUUUGUUAACAUGUCUCUGUAAUGGUAAGAGUUCUCUAUUUGAUAUGUUUUACUUUUUUUGUAAUAAGCCAAAAAGCUCAUUGCUGGUGCCUUUUUGCCUGGGGGGCCCUCCCAGCCCACAGCUGUGUUCCUGGGAGUAAGAAAGGCCAGUGUCUGCAAUUGCUCCUUCCACUGAGGGAAAGAGAGAAGUCAAUGCCACAGCAUUGACAGAAGGAAAAGAGCCAGCAGCCUUGGCAUGGCAAAGAGACUUUGUUGUAUGAUGCUGGUUAUUUCCUGGGGCCUGGCUCCAAGGUGAGGGCUGAGCAUGAUACUGCAGAUGCCUUGGGCCCAUUUCGGUGGGACUGUGAUCCUGGAGACCCCACAAACCUCAUGAUGCAGGUGCAGUGCACACAGCCUGGUCUGGCUUAUUUUGGAACCGCGGUGCUUUGCCCAAAUUAUAGCAUUACCUGAGGGCAAGUUCUCCCAGAGAAGGAACUGGGUGGAUUGCUGACACAGCUGGGUUUUGUUGUUAUUGUUGUUUUAUUUUUAUUGGGGUUUUUUUAAUUGGAACUGAAAGGAUUGGACAAGGAAGAGAGAGCCCCACAAUGUUCUGGUACCACGGGGGCUGGACCAUGGUGAUAGAUGCUGCUGGGGCCAAUGGGGUGCAGUGCAGGAUGCCCUGAGGACAACUGCAGCUCACAUGGUCAAGAAACCAGUGGCACCUCGCUGGGGAUAAAUGAAAACUCUCAUUUCCCUUUCAGCAAUGCCUGGGCCCCAUGCGAGCCCCCAGCCAUGUGAUGGAGCGGCCCCUCACGCUUGGUGUUCAGCUCGUUUUUUAAUCUGAAAAUCUGCUGUUAUUCUGAGUCCAAUAAAUGCAGAAUCUGGUUUGCUGGAGCUUUAUCCUCUGCCUGCAUUUGGCUUUUGUAUCGAUUUUGUGCAUGAAAUUGCUGUGGGUGUGAUGGCUGCCAGCAAGCAAAGGCGCUGAGAAUCCGUGGGUCAUUUUCCGGUAGAUGAGGGUGUACAUUGGGUCAUUGUAGGCUUCCUUUCACAGUCAGAUCUCACUAUUAAUCACGUCUGAACUCAUAAUUCAAUUACAUAUCAAUUGGCUAAUCUUUUCAUAUAUUCCUCUUUAGGUCUUUUAAAUUGAAUUUCAGUUGAUUAAUGUAUUUCUUGAAGCAAGGAGCUAAUAAAGGCCAGUGUCCUCCUGCUCUUGUCAUUGUUUUUGGCAUCUUUAUGAACAUUUGUAAAUCCAUUUUUCUGGAACGUCUUUAUAAAAUUGACCUAUGCUCUCCAAGUAAUAAAGAAGAUGCUUAUCAGCCACUUGUUAAUUCAA
Hirundo rustica (Barn swallow) is the source of this 7714-nucleotide messenger RNA. RefSeq names its product androgen receptor-like. The transcript has 8 exons. The record is from RefSeq and is a predicted model, not a curated record. The coding region runs from base 80 to 2134 and encodes 684 amino acids. Gene Ontology annotation, biological process: androgen receptor signaling pathway; regulation of DNA-templated transcription; male gonad development. Gene Ontology annotation, molecular function: steroid binding; zinc ion binding; sequence-specific DNA binding. Lineage: Eukaryota; Metazoa; Chordata; Aves; Passeriformes; Hirundinidae. Gene Ontology annotation, cellular component: nucleus.